UUCUGUUGUGAGUCCCACCGCUUAGAUUUGCGUUACAAUGCGUAUGGAUAUCAAACGCAGUUAACGGCUAACAGCGUGAAGAGUACGUGUCGUUAUUUGUUUUUCUGGCGUUUACCACUGUUUUUAAAUCGCUAAACGGGCUCUAAUCACAGAUUAGUUUAAAUUACUUUCGCUGUCUUCUGAAAGUUAAGCCACUGAAGAAUUCCUGGAUUUAACGGUAAAGCACUUGAGUUAAAGUGUCGUUUUGGAGUCUCGUGGGGACGCGCGCGUUUUGAGGAGCUGCGUUGCCCACACGCUUCUUUAUAUCAAGGGGAAUUAUUUACCGCGCUAGCCUACUUGGACAGAAUAUUCUCCCCUCAGCAUCCGAGUCGUGCUGUGUAUUGCUGCAGGCGAGUGCGUUUGGACCCGUUCCUGUGGGACGCGAUGAAGAAGAGCUAGCUUUGGAGUUUUACCCCUCGUUGUUUUUGAAUCCACCUCGGGACUUCAUAUGUGGAGGCUGCUUUAGCGUCACUGGCUGCUUCAUCCACCGCUUCGCCUUCGCGUUAAAUGCAUGACUGAGCCGACAGCAUGUGGGGUUCCACCGCGCAGGUAGUGGUCGCUCUCUGGUGUCAGCUGGUCCUGGCCGCGUCCAGCCUGGAAAUUGCCUUGUACGACCCGGAGCGGGGCCAGCCGGCCAAGUGCGAGCCCAUCACCAUCCCCAUGUGCCAGGGCAUCGGCUACAACGAGACGCGCAUGCCCAACUUCAUGGGGCACGAGAGUCAGCGUGAGGCAGCCAUCAAGCUUCAGGAGUUUGCGCCGCUGGUGGAGUACGGCUGCGACCCACACCUGCGCUUCUUCCUCUGUUCGCUCUACGCGCCCAUGUGCACUGACAAGGUGUCGGCAUCCAUCCCCGCGUGCCGGCCCAUGUGCGAGCAGGCACGCCAGAAGUGCUCGCCCAUCAUGGAGAAGUUCCACUACGCCUGGCCUGACUCGCUGGACUGCUCCCGCCUGCCCACGCGCAACGACCCACAGGCGCUCUGCAUGGAGGCGCCCGAGAAUGACACCAAGGUGGAGGGCAAGAAGGGCGAGGGCAUGCUGCCCGUGCCGCCCAGGCAGCGCCCGGCAGGCGGAGGUGGCAGUGGCGGCCCCGGCGGAGGGGUAGGGGGCCGGGGGCCCGGCGGACUGGGCACGUGCCCCAACCCGGAGAAGUUCCAGUACGUGGAGAAGAGCGGCUCGUGUGCGCCGCGGUGCUCGCCUGCAGUCGAUGUCUUCUGGUCGCGCCGCGACAAGGACUUCGCCUUUGUGUGGAUGGCCGUGUGGUCGACACUCUGCUUCGUCUCGACCGCCUUCACCGUGCUCACCUUCCUGCUGGAGCCGCAGCGCUUCCAGUACCCCGAGCGGCCCAUCAUCUUCCUCUCCAUGUGCUACAACGUCUACUCGGUGGCCUUCAUCAUCCGCUCGGUGGCCGGCGCCGAGAACAUCGCCUGCGACCGCGAAAACGGCGAGCUCUACAUCAUCCAGGAGGGCCUGGAGAGCACCGGCUGCACAAUCGUCUUCCUCAUCCUCUACUACUUCGGCAUGGCCAGCUCCAUCUGGUGGGUCAUUCUCACGCUCACCUGGUUCCUGGCGGCCGGCAAGAAGUGGGGCCACGAGGCCAUCGAGGCGCACAGCUCCUACUUCCACAUGGCCGCCUGGGGGCUGCCCGCGCUCAAGACCAUCGUCAUCCUCACCAUGAGGAAGGUGGCAGGCGACGAGCUGACAGGGCUCUGCUACGUGGGCAGCAUGGACGUUGGCGCGCUGACGGGUUUCGUGCUGGUGCCGCUGUCCUUCUACCUGGUGGCGGGCACCUCGUUCCUGCUCUCCGGCUUCGUGGCGCUUUUCCACAUCCGGCGCGUUAUGAAGACCGAGGGCACCAACACGGCCAAGCUGGAGAAGCUGAUGGUCAAGAUCGGCGUCUACUCCAUCCUCUACACGGUGCCGGCAACCUGCGUCAUCGUCUGCUACUUCUACGAGCGCCUCAACGUGGACUACUGGGCGUUCCGCGGCCUGGAGGCCAAGUGUGUGACGCUGACAGGCCGCCGCCAUGAGGACUGCUCGCUGGCCGAGUCGGUGCCCACCGUCGGCGUCUUCAUGCUCAAGAUCUUCAUGUCGCUGGUUGUGGGCAUCACCAGUGGCGUCUGGGUGUGGAGCUCCAAGACGCUGCAGACGUGGCAGGGCCUGUGCAGCCGCAAGCUGGCAGAGAGGACUAGCAACAGGAAGCCCUGCGGAGGGGUGGUGCCCGGGGGGCUGGUGGUGGGCAUGGGCGGAGGAGGCGCAGGUGGAGGAGGUGGUGGUGGUGGGGGUGUAGGUGGCAUGCCCGGGUGUAACAGCACGCACUGCCACUACAAGUCCCCCGCGGUGGUGCUACACAUGUCCAAGACUGACCCUUACCUGGACGGACCUGCUCAUGUUUAAAAGGCGGACUGCUUGUGUGUGUGUGUGUGUGUGGAGGAGGAGGAGGAGGAGGAGGAGGAGGGGGCGGGGUGCAUGUGUAUUUGUGUUGUGAGUCUGAAUGCACAAAGCUGCAAAGGGAGACUUUUUGACCUCAUCUGAAAGGGACAGUUUGGGAGCAGAUUGGGGGUGAUUUGCCCUCUCCCAAAGAUGAACUGAAGACAUUUUUAAGUCAGGCUGUCACUGACAUUGUCAUCACAUGUGUUUUAACAGGGCAUUGAAAGAGUCGGUUGACAGACUCUGAGAAAAGACUGAACAAGAUUAAGGGAAAACUCUUAUAUUACUCAUAGUAAACAUGCAAUGGAACAAAUUCAGAUACAAAAAAAGAAACGAAAAAAAAACUUUCAGAUAUGCAGGCUGUUUAUAAUACUUAUUUGCAAAGCAAGGUUGCCUUGCAUGGGUUUAUGAAUACAAGGAUGUGUACUUUUUUGAAACUCUAUAAAACACUUCAGUAUGUGUAAAUGUAAGAUAUAUUAUCGUUAUUUAUUGUAUAUAUUUAAUUUCUAUUUGUUUGGUUUGUCAGAUGAUUGAGUUCACAAUUCUGAGAGCCAAUGAAAGGGAAGUGCCUUUAUAAAUUUAAUGUUCUAGAAAAAAGAUAAUAAAUGCGCUAUAUAUUUUCAAGUAUA
Molecule: messenger RNA, 3095 nt
Organism: Alosa sapidissima (American shad)
Lineage: Eukaryota; Metazoa; Chordata; Actinopteri; Clupeiformes; Clupeidae
Gene: fzd9b
Product: frizzled class receptor 9b
Exons: 1
Coding region: 568-2433 (621 amino acids)
Biological process (GO): canonical Wnt signaling pathway; non-canonical Wnt signaling pathway
Cellular component (GO): plasma membrane
Molecular function (GO): Wnt receptor activity; Wnt-protein binding
Source: RefSeq, a predicted model, not a curated record